Molecule: messenger RNA, 450 nt
Organism: Lotus japonicus
Lineage: Eukaryota; Viridiplantae; Streptophyta; Magnoliopsida; Fabales; Fabaceae
Exons: 1
Coding region: 1-450 (149 amino acids)
Source: RefSeq, a predicted model, not a curated record
AUGGCGACGCUGCAGAAGUUCAAGCUCUUCGCGUUGCAAUGCGGGGCGGUGCAGAGUCCAACACGAAGCCCGAUGGUUCAGCUGCCGAGGCCCAAGACAACUCUACGGGCUCUGCUUGGACUGAGCUUGACACGGCCACCUCGCCGGCGGGAAGACGUGCCGUCGGCGAUGGAGAAGGAGAAGGAUUCUCAGCGGAGACAAAAACUGAAGGAUCUCUUCGUGUCGUCGCCGCCUAGAGAGGAGGAGGAGGAGCGUUCUGCUACGCCGUUGCUGGGUUCUGUUGCGGCGGUUGGCAUUGGCGUUGGCAACAGUAGCAACAUGGGCCUGGCCCGGUCCGGUUCUUGGAGGGGCGGACCGGGUUCAAUGAACCCGGUUUGGACGGGGUUUCGUUGCAGGUCGUUGCUGAAAAGGAAAGCAUGGAGGCCUCUGCUCAAUACCAUUACUGAAUAA